GAUAAAAACACGAGAUACUGAUACGCAAUCGUCACUAGUUGAUACGUACCUGACAAUCUUCGACAUACAGAUCAGUUCCGCUACACCAUGAAGUGGUACGCUUUCUUCGUCGCUAUUUCUUGCAUCACUCGUUCUGUUACGGCAGGCGGUAACAUUGUCGAAGAAUUUCUGCGUCAUCUGGAACCUGUCAAAAUUGAAGGACCAUUUAAUAUUAAUUUGAACGAAGAACAAAUAUCGAUUCAAGGGUCAGUAGACACCUUGGUUAUCAAUGGAUUAUCGGAUUUUAUCGUAAACCGUUGGUUUGUUGACGCUGCCAACUCAAAAAUCGAAUUCGAUUUGAGUCUCGCAAAGUUAGUUUCUACCGGUCACUACACUAUCGAUGGGGUUUUGAUCAAUUUCUUCCCUCUUAAAGGAUCCGGAAAUUUCAACAUAAAAGUCAAAGAUGUUCGUUUAACUGGGCACAUUCAAAUCGAAGGAAAUGGCAGGAAUGGGAUUUCAGUCCAAGAAAUUUUGCUUGACACUCGUUUUGGUGAACUAACGAGCCAGUUGGAUAACAUCGGCGAGCAAUCGGAUCUGGACACAAUGAAUGAAAUCCUUGGGGUCGUGCUGGUUGAUCUAUUCUAUCAACAUGAGAAGCUCAUUAAGACAGUUCUCUGUGAAUCCAUUAAAAGUGACAUUAAUCGAUACUUGCUUGCCAAUAGCAUGGCCCAUUCACUUAUUCUUGGGACCGUUUUCCCCCUCGAACAAGAUAUCCCAAAACCGGAACAACGAAUAAUUAGAGAUAUUAGCGAUGUAGUGGACAAGCUGUUUUCAAACAUCCGGAUAAACGCCACCGAGGGCGGAUGGGACCCUAUUCGUUUACCUUCCGACUCCGCUGUGUUUAGCAUUACAUUGUUUGGUGCCACGGCGAAUGGUCAAGUUUCUGUCAGCAACGCUCGGCUCGGUGGAUUCUCAACGAUCCAUCGUACGGGUCCAUGCACAUUUGAAUUGGUGGCUUUGCAAAAUAAAGCGGAAGCGGUGGUCUUUGUCGGAGGUAACGACAUUGAACUGGGCGUCGACAUCAAAUGGGGUUUCAGCAUUUUCAACACAAACCUUCAAAUUGAAAUGAUCGUCAGGCAUGUCGAUUUGAUGAUCAGCGUCAUGGUCAACACUGAGACUUUUGAAGUAGCUCUGCAAGAACUUCUUCUAAACGAAAUCGGGACUGUUAAGAUUACCAUUGGAGGAAUCCCUGGCGGUGGCAGUGAUGUCAUUUCACAGCGACUUUCUCUGAUCUCUAACUUGGUCAAGGAUUCGCUGAUCUACGCUUUUCAGGAAGCGCUUAGACCCUCUGUGGAAGAGCUAGUCACAGGACCAGCCCUAAGCAGCUUCUUGGCCGAGAACUUAAAGUUUUAAAAAUUAUGCAUGGUUUAUACACCCCUUCAACAAGAUUUUAGAAUUAAACGAACUUCAUAUUCA
Molecule: messenger RNA, 1455 nt
Organism: Daphnia magna
Lineage: Eukaryota; Metazoa; Arthropoda; Branchiopoda; Diplostraca; Daphniidae
Exons: 8
Coding region: 88-1392 (434 amino acids)
Source: RefSeq, a predicted model, not a curated record